Molecule: messenger RNA, 3721 nt
Organism: Coregonus sp. 'balchen'
Lineage: Eukaryota; Metazoa; Chordata; Actinopteri; Salmoniformes; Salmonidae
Source: the annotation of a GenBank genome assembly
AUGGUGUUCCAUCGGGUAGGCCGGGAGAAGAAGCCUGUGGUGGGGGAGCUGGUGCUGGGAGUCUGUGCCACAGGAAUCAUCAUCUACGAGUUGAAAAACCACCUCCGCACUGUCACACGGCGAUUCCUCUGGAAGGAGACCGAUACCAUCUCCGCCAACGUGAGUACUACUGGAAUACUAGGGUUGUACUAUAACUACUAUAGAACUAUUACUAGUUCCACUGUAGACCAGAUACCAUAUUUUCCACACACUCUUAGAAAAAAAGGGUUCCAAAAGGGUUCCUUGCAGAGGGAUAGGGUUCUACCAAUAACAAUUUUCAUCUGAAGAACCCUUUUUGGAAGAUGAGUGUUCUUUGUAAGGCAAAGGGUUCUACCUAGAACCUUUUUCAUCCUAAGAACCGUUUUUGAAGGAAGAGUUCUUUGAUGAUUCUUUGGAAGACAAGAAUGAUUCUUUGGAAGGCAAGAAUAAGGGUUUUACAUAGAACUCUGAAUAACCUUUUUUUAUUGAAUUUUAUUGGCUAGAGCAUUACUGUUUACCUCAAUGUGUAGCCCUUUCUUGCAGUCAAAUGACCAAAUCACCCGCUAGUGGCCUCAUGGGUGGCAUGUUAUUAAUAUUUUUCAUAAUUAAUAAACAUUAUUUAAAAUAAAAUAAAACUGCAGAAAAUCUGGUGUUUCAAUGUCAAAAUGGUUUCAUUAUUUUUCAGUCUUCUGUGAUGUAUAUAAAGUGUAAUAUUGGGAUGCAAACUCAAAAUAUAAUACAUUUCAACUCUAUAUCUGACAUGGUACAGGGUUUUUUUGGGGGUUUUUUGAAGACCAUAACCAUGUGUGUAAGGUGAACACUUUUGUUUCAAAGUAGAUUUGUUUAAGACUACCAAGAAACACUCUAUGGCCCUGAUUUAGCCCACUGCAGUAACAUGUUAAACUUUAGCCUUCUAAAGUUUAAAAAGAUAGGUGUGAGAAUGUUUUAAAUUGUACCUAUAUGAGAAUAUUUGUUCACAGCAAAUUGACCAGUGUUACCUAGUGUUGAUUUUUCAGUUUAACAUUUCAGUGUAACAGAGGUAAAUUAACACUCAGUGGUGUAAAUUAACACCAGUGUUGGUGUGAAAACCAGAGGUGAAUGUGAUUUGUGUCAUUUUUACUUUGUGUAGGGUAAAACACUCAAAACCACACCCAUCAUUAUCAUAUUUCCCAGCAUGCUCUAAAGUAGGCUGAUUUUUAAAAAAUUGUUUAUUUCAAUAUCUGUGUUUUUGCAUGUGCAUUGGUUGAUUGAUUGAUUGAUCUGAUGGUACACAAAGAUAAAUAGCAUACAUUUUUCUAAACUAAUCGAAUUGGUUAGUAGUUGGACUUAUUGUCCCCAUUACAGAGAUGGUUGUUCCUGUUUAGAUGGUUUGGGUAGUCUCAUUUAUCAAUCUUCCCCACCAUGGCAGUCAUUCUGAAUGCGGGUGAUUAAAAGUUCAAAUUGGAGGUUGUUAAUGUAUUCACCCACCUUGGCAUUUUUCCUAUUUUGUUGCCUUACAACCUGGAAUUAAAAUUGAUUUUUUGGGUGUUUCUAUCAUUUGAUUUACACAACAUGCCUACCACUUUGAAGAUGCAAAAUAUAUUUUAUUGUGAAACAAACAAGAAAUAAGACAAAAAAACAGAACUUGAGCGUGCAUAACUAUUCACCCCCUCAAAGUCAAUACUUUGUAGAGCCACCUUUUGCAGCAAUUACAGCUGCAAGUCUCUUGGGGUAUGUCUCUAUAAGCUUGGAACAUCUAGCCACUGGGAUUUUUGCCCAUUCUUCAAGGCAAAACUGCUCCAGCUCCUUCAAGUUGGAUGGGUUCCGCUGGUGUACAGCAAUCUUUAAGUCAUACCACAGAUUCUCAAUUGGAUUGAGGUCUGGGCUUUGACUAGUUCAUUCAGACUGGGACGGAGGUUCAAAUGUUUCCCCUUAAACCACUUGAGUGUUGCUUUAGCAGUAUGCUUAGGGUCAUUGUCCUGCUGGAAGGUGAACCUCCGUCCCAGUCUGAAAUCUCUGGAAGUCUGAAACAGGUUUCCCUCAAGAACACCAUCCCCACAGUGAAGCAUGGUGGUGGCAGCAUCAUGCUGACAUCCCCACAGAAUGAUGUUGCCAUCACCAUGCUUCACUGUGGGGAUGGUGUUCUUGGUGUGAUGAGAGGUGUUGGGUUUGCGCCAGACAGCGUUUUCCUUGAUGGCCAAAAAGCUCAAUUUUAGCCUCAGAGUACCAGAGUACCUUCUUCCAUAUGUUUGGGGAGUCUCCCACAUUCCUUUUGACGAACACCAAAUGUGUUUGCUUAUUUUUUUCUUUAAGCAAUGGCUUUUUUUCUGGCCACUCUUCCGUAAAGCCCAGCUCUGUGGCGUGUACGGCUUAUAGUGGUCCUAUGGACAGAUACUCCAAUCUCUGCUGUGGAGCUUUGCAGUUCCUUCAGGGUUAUCUUUGGUCUCUUUGUUGCCUCUGAUUAAUUCCCUCCUUGCCUGGUCCGUGAGUUUUGGUGGGCGGCCCUCUCUUGGCAGGUUUGUUGUGGUACCAUAUUCUUUCCAUUUUUUUUUAUAAUGGAUUUAAUGGUGCUCCGUGGGAUGUACAAAGUUUCAGAUAUUUUUUUAUAACCCAACCCUGAUCUGUACUUCUCCCCAACUUUGUCCCUGACCUGUUUGGAGAGCUCCUUGGUCUUCAUGGUGCCGCUUGCUUGGUGGUGCCCCUUGCUUAGUGGUGUUGCAGACUCUGGGGCCUUAGAUUGCACACAGGUGGACUAUAUUUAACUAAUUAUGUGACUUCUGAAGGUAAUUGGUUGCACCAGAUCUUAUUUAGGGGCUUCAUAGCAUACAUAUGCACGCACCACUUUUCCGUAAUUGAUUUUUUCAAAUUUUUUGAAAAAAGUUAUUUUUUUCAUUUCACUUCACCAAUUUGGACUAUUUUGUGUAUGACCAUUGUAUGUAUCUAUUGUCAUAAAGAGUUUAAUUUUAAAGCCUGGUGGAACCGUUCAUAGAGGGUUCUAGGAAGAACCAGUUACAGGGGGUUCUAUGAAGAAACCAACAUAGAGGGUUCUACCUAGCAUCAAAAAGGGUUUGCCUAUGGGGACAAACCCCAAAAACCCUAUAUGGUUCUACUUAGCACCUUUUUUUCUAAGAGUGCACUGUGCUUUCAGAAGUGUUUGCCAUUAACCGCUCCAAUGCUCUGGAUUUAAAAGACAACCCCCUGACGGUUGUCUCUCUCCCCUCCUCCCCCAGCAUCGUAAACUGACCAUAGAGUGUGGUGGUCCCAGUGGUAAGAAGCACAUCUUUGUGACAGAGAGUUCUAAGAUUGCGCAGUACCUCGUCAGUCUCUGCUCCGGGCAGCACAAGUUCCACAGCGAGAUGAGUUCCAGGCAACUCAGCCACAGCAUUGCUCAAGGUACGGGGUUCUUAGAGCACACACAGGCAGGCACACACGCACACAAACACACACAAUUGCUUAUUCAUUAUGAUUAUUUGUUGUCUUUCCAGAUGAGAACAUUGAGAAGUACCAGUCUAUCUGUCGGACGCGCGACUCCCGUAUGAAGCGUCUUUCAUGUUCUGAGGUCGUCCUGAACAACCUCGGCCACCGCGAGUCGUUAAGUAAGUCGUGUGAUGAAAUCACGGCGAAGGUGGAGGCGCGUCUAAGGCAACAGAGAGAGUUGAGGGAGAUGAACAGAGAUCUACCCGAGCCAUGCCCACUGUCAGAGAUGAAGGAACAGCAGGCCUGG